Messenger RNA from Achroia grisella, 4584 nucleotides. RefSeq lists its product as uncharacterized. The record is from RefSeq and is a predicted model, not a curated record. The transcript is spliced from 2 exons. Lineage: Eukaryota; Metazoa; Arthropoda; Insecta; Lepidoptera; Pyralidae. Bases 1 to 4584 code for a protein of 1527 amino acids.
AUGCCGACUACGAGAAGCCAAGCCCCGGGAGCAGAGAAAAAGACCACGCGGGAAAAUGAACAGACAGAAGCGUCCCCUUCAGAAACCACGCAGAUGUCCGCGUCCGCCGCGCCGUCGAGCGCGCCACAGGCACAAGCCGCCCGCGCCGCGUUUACCUCGGACUCCGCACCGGCGCCACCGUCGCAGCCGCCGACGACAGAUGUACGUCCGGCCCGGGCCGCGUCGGUGCGAUCGCGCCGCUCUACCGCUAGCGGUAUAGCUAAAUUAAAGAGGCUGGAGUACGAGGCAGCGCUACAGAUGGCGAAAUUACAGGCUGAUUUAAUUAGAAAGAAGUUGGCAGCCGAUGUCGCCGCGGUACAUGAAGAGACCGAUAGAGAUAGCGUGUGCUCCGAGGAAGGUGCCGGCCUGCAACGUAUAACGGAUUGGUUUCAACGUACCGAAGUACGGGGGGAGCAGAGAAUUAAUUCCCCACCGCCUACGCAGAAAGAGCCAACAGAAAGGCAAGCUUCACCGCCGAGGACGCCGAAGCAAAGACGGAGGUCCCCCGCUCCUGAAGCCGGGAUGCAAGAAGGAUUCACCCGGUUGGCCAAAGCUAUUGAACGAGCUGUGGACGAACGAGCGGAUAGGGUAGCGCCGAGGCAAGCCCAAGAUCUCCCGACCUUCAGCGGCGAAGCAAGUGAAUGGCUAGCGUUUAAGGCGGCCGUAGACCAGUCUACAAAGACGUACAGGAUCACACCAGCGGAGAACCUGGCCAGGCUGAGGGCCUGCUUACGUGGAAAAGCGAGAGAGACAGUCGCAGCGUUACUCGUAUCCGCUACAGAACCGUCGCAGAUCAUGAGGACGUUGGAGCAGCGGUACGGCCGGACAGAGGCCAUCAUCGACCGCGCCCUCAAAGAUCUGAGAAGGAUGCCGGUAAUAGGAACAUCGACAACAGAGGUGAUUGACUUCGCCAUUAAACUACAGAACAUCACCACCAUCGUCGCGGAUAUCGACAGGGGGGCGAGAUUCCUACAUAAUCCCGCGCUUGAGAGUGAAGUGUCAGAGAAGCUGACCCCUCACUUACAGGUCCACUGGUGUCACUACGCUGAAAAAAACAAGGAGGACACUAGACCUACGAUCAUCAAGAUGGCAGAGUUUUUAAUGAGCGAAGCCGAUCUCAUGACCCGACAUCUGCGAAUAGCAUCACCAACGAGACGAACGAGCGCGCUACCCACGAAGCAGCCCCCGAAGCAACCCACUAGGCAACCCAUACCGAAAGCAACGAUGUCGGCACCUCGGCGACAGAUGACGGAUCGUGGCGCGGCCGUAUACGCCGCCGUAGAAAAGAGCGAACAGAGUACCGAAUGUCUCUGUUGCGGCGCCGCACACGUAACGCCGAAGUGUAAGAAGCUGAACGACAUGUCGUUAUCGGACAGAUGGGAGUGGGCGAAAACAAAUAAGAUGUGCUUCCAAUGCAUGAACAGCACGCACAGAAGGUUCAAGUGUAAGGCACGCAAAUGUGGUGUGAGAGAGUGUCGUAAGCCACACCACGCCCUGCUGCACCCCCCAGAAGAACCGCCGAAGCGGCAAGAGGACACCGCGAUUACAGCCGCAGCACGCUUGCCAGAGAACAGCCAAGUGUUGUUAAAGGUGUGUCCCAUCAUCGUGAAAGGCAAGACGGGACGCGAAGUAGAGACGUACGCGAUGCUAGAUGAAGGCUCGACGGUUACACUCAUCGAUGCGGAGAUCGCAGAACAGAUCGGAGCCGAAGGUCCGACGCGAUCUCUGAGAAUUCAGGGAGCGGCCUCGAGCUGGCACGAAGCCUCAAGCCGAGUGGCUGAUGUCAUCAUCAGAGGGCGACACCAUACGGACGAAGAACACUCGGUGAGGGCGCGUACGAUCCGGGAUCUCACCCUAGGAACGCAGCGAGUGAACCCGGAAAUACUCGCGUACGGACACCUGCGACAACUCACUUGCGAGCAAGUGUGCUACGAAGAUGCCAGACCCAAGGUCUUGAUCGGGUCAGACAACUGGCAUCUGAUUGUUACGCGGAAGCUGCUCACAGGAAGGCACAAUCAACCCGCAGCGUCGCUGACACGACUGGGAUGGGUCAUCCACGGAACGGUACCCAGAAGUGUCGUGGAAGACGAGGAACAUGUCCUCCACGUGCGGUUGACACAGCGCAACGCCGAGCCAGACAUGCGGCAUAUAGAGGGCAUAAUAAAAGCGCAUUACGACAUCGACGCGUUGGGUAUAUCGUCGAAGAGAUUACCCAUUGCUAAGGAGGAGCGCGCCGUCGCCACAUUCAACCGCACAGCGACGAGAGUGGAUGGGCGAUACGUCGUAGGAUUGCCGUGGGAGAGAGAUAACGUCGCUCUACCUCCCAGCUACGACAUGGCAGCGAGCCGACUGAGGGGAAUAGAGCGGCGGAUGGAUCGCUCUACGGAAUUCCGGCUGGCGUAUACCGCGGAGAUAAACAAGUUGUUGGACAAGGGUUACGCCGAGAAAGUAACCGACGACCGGUUCAACAACGACCGCGCGUGGUACCUUCCCCAUUUCGGAGUGACGAAUCCGAAUAAACCCGGAAAGCUGCGACUCGUAUUCGACGCCGCGGCCCGUUCGAAGGGAAUGUGCUUGAACGACGCACUGCUGGAUGGGCCAGAUAUGCUACGGUCGCUUAACGGUGUGUUAUACCGUUUCCGCGAGAAGCCCGUAGCUAUCACGGCGGACAUACGAGAGAUGUUCCUGCAGAUUAAGAUACGGGAAGAAGAUAGAGCAGCACAACAGUUUCUGUGGCGAGGAGAUGACAGGAUUAACCCGCCGCAGAAAUACGUAAUGACCUCAAUGAUUUUCGGGGCGAGGAGCUCACCGUUCAUCGCACACAGCGUUCGAGACAGGAACGCGGCAGAGCACCGAGAGUCGCACCCGUCAGCGUACACCGCCAUAACAAGGAACCACUACAUGGACGACUGGGUCGAUAGCUUUGACUCCGAAGAGGAAGCAGCCCGCGCCAUACGAGAGGUAGUAGAGGUUCAUGGCGGGAUAGGAUUCACGCUGGCGGGUUGGAAUACAAACCGACCGAGCCUGCUAGAGAAUGUGAGUGAGGACCAGCGAGCGAGGACGCCGAAGGAACUGGGAGCCAACGCACAUCCAUACGGAAAGACAUUGGGGUUAUUGUGGAUGUCAGCCGAAGACCAGCUGGCGUUCAACACCGGCAUGCCACGCGUCCCACGAGAAGUGAAGCACGGCACGCGGAUACCGACGAAAAGGGAAGCCUUAGGAGCGGUGAUGUCAUUGUUCGACCCGCUCGGGCUGCUGAGCCCUUACACCAUCACGGCAAAAAUCAUCUUGCAGGCGCUGUGGGUGCAGAAGGUCGAAUGGGAUGACUCUCUGCCCGCCGAGGAAGCGCGGAUGUUCCAGGAAUGGAGAGAUGACUUAGCCUAUAUAGAGGAACUGAGAUUGCCGCGAUGGUAUGGCACGAACGACAGCCAACGGUCGCAACUGCACGUAUUCACGGACGCAAGCGAACAGGCAUAUGCCACAGCCGCGUAUUGGAGGACGGAACGCGAGGAUCGUAGCGUUAACGUCGUCCUGGUAGCAGCCAAAGCGAGGGUAGCGCCCAUGAAAGCGCAGAGUAUACCCCGGAUGGAGCUUCAGGCGAGCCUGGUAGGACCCCGACUGGCCGCUGACGUACUGAAAGGACGUCGUCGCGCGGCCGAAGUCUUCCUAUGGACGGUCUCGAAGAAGACGCUACAUUGGACUAGGAACGACACCGCUCGAUACAAUCCACACGCGGCCCGCCGGAUGGCAGAAAGCGCCGAACAUACAGAACCAACACAGUGGCGCUGGGUACCGACCGCCCACGACGUAACUAACGACGCGACCCGCGCGAGAUAUACAAUACGGACCGCCGCCGACAGAUCCGUCGGGCCGGCGCUUGUAUACGCUCCAGAGAAAGAACGACCCAAGGAAAGCAAGCCCGUCCCUGCAGAGACAGUAGCCCGUGCCCGGGCGAAGGCAAAGCCCGUAAUGGACAGAAUGCGGUUCUCCUCAUAUGACCGAGUGAGGAGGACCCCGGCACAGGUGCUGCUGCUCGCAGAAGAAUACAGGCGACGGGCAUGGAAGCUGGGCCGGGAGCGCCCCGCCGAAGCGGGGAAAUGGGUCAAGUGGCGUUGCGGUGAACGCGGACGGACGGACGAACGCGAGGGAAUUUUUCGAAGGCCGACCCGAAGAAACCUGAACUGGCUGACGGGCAGAGGAUCACAUGUAACCAUGGAAAACAAGAUACUCAUUUAUAAAACCAUAACAAACCCAAUCUGGACAUACGGCAUCGAGUUAUGGGGAUCAGCAAAGAAUUCCAACAUAGAGAUUUCGCAACGGUUUCAGAAUAAAGCACUCAAAACCAGAACUGCUGCACCUCUAUUCAUUAGAACAACAGAAAUGUACACAGGAAUGAGAACAAUCAGAGAAGAAAUAGAGCACAGAACAAGAGUAUACAGAGAUCGUAUAGGGGCGCAUACCAAUAUCCUUGCAACAGCACUACGAGACCAAUUGAUAUGCAGAAGGCUUAAGAGACUCCAAGCAUGGGAUCUUAUUCACCGAUGA